AUGCACGAAAGAAGUGCAGAAAUUAAUUAUGGCUUACCAGCAACUUUUGGAGUAAUCUUGGCUCUUCUAGUUAUGUUUUUUGGUUAUAAUCUAAAACUGAGUACUCACAUGGCUAAAUUAGAGGAAAAGAAUGGCAGCAGACAGAAACAAAUUGAUGAAUUGAAAAAAGAGAUAGAGCAGUUAAAGCAGGGAGUUAAAAACUAG
Dentiscutata erythropus is the source of this 204-nucleotide messenger RNA. The record is from the annotation of a GenBank genome assembly. Lineage: Eukaryota; Fungi; Glomeromycota; Glomeromycetes; Diversisporales; Gigasporaceae.